GAAAUUCAAUAAUGUGUUGGACGACAUCAGAAAAGUUGUUAAGUUUAAUUUUAUUUUAAUUGUCGUAUGUACAUUUAAGUGAACUUGUCGACUGCUACCUGGUAUUCGUGUUGACUGCUGCGUGGUUUUCGUGAACAAGAGACCGAAGAUGGCCGCCACCCGAGACCGGCGCGUGAAUGCGGGCAGUAAGAUGUCGCGGUUGUUGGAGGACGAUGAUGAAGACGAUUUCUACAAGACAACAUACGGCGGAUUCAACGAGGAGGAGGAGGAUAAGGACUAUGAGUCGGAGGACUUGCCGUCUGACACGGUCGACUCGGACUUUGACAUCGAUGAACACGACGAGGCGCGAAGCGAUGUCGAGAACGGUGACGAACCCAAGAGAAAGAAACGCGGCAUCGACACGAAGGCGUACAAGGAACCAAUCUCCAAAGAGCCACCGAAAGAGAAAACUGUUGUCAAGAAGAAACCCAAACUUGACAAGUCUCCAGUGCAAAUCUACCACUUUACAGAGAGGAAGAGUAAACGUCAGUCGACGCAGAUGAAGACGGAACAAGCCGCACGCAAUCAGAAGGAGCGGGAACACAAGAUGAAGAUGAUGAGAGAAAUCGCGUCGAGGAAAAACGUGUCGAGCGUGCGUCGCCUCACACAGGCCGAGCUCCUGAAGGAGGCAAAACACACGGAGAAACUCAAUCAGCAGAGUUUAGAGGAUUUCCGUAAGCUUGAGUUGGAGAAGAAGAAGACACGCGUCACGAAGCAGGUGUACCGCGGUCCAGUGAUUCGCUACCACUCUGUAACCAUGCCCGUCGUCGAGGAGCUGUACGCAGAGCCAGAAAUAAACGUAGAGGGAGAGAGUUCUGUAGAGCUCCCGCGGAAAUGUGAAGAAGUGAAAUGUGUCACCAAGUGUUCGCGGACGUUCAUCACAUUCACCGAUGACGCAAUCUACCAGGAUCUGUUUGCCAAAAAGCGAGAGAAGUACGCUCCGAAACAGAUUUGUCCCAUCACCCGGCAACCCGCCAAGUAUUUCGACCCCAUCACGCAGACGCCAUACGCGACACUGCACGCGUUCCGGUGUAUCCGAGUGGCAUAUGCACAGCAGCUCGAGAGUGCGAAGAUUCGCAAGAAAGAGAAGUCUCCAGUGACCAUGUUAGAAACACCCAGCGUCAGUGUUAGUAGCUGAUAGAACAGAUUUGAAUAUUGCAGAAGAGAAGCAAAUUGUUGAAAGAAGGAUACAGCACUAGUGACUAUAUUUCUGUUUGAAAGAACAGAAUUGAACAUAAAAGAUUAAAAUAUAACAAAAGAGAAACAAAUUCUCGAAAGAAGGAAAAAUGACCAGUUACCAUGUUGUAAAAACUGAACGUCAGUGUUAGUAGCUGAUAGAACAGAUUUGAAUAUUGCAGAAGAGAAGCAAAUUCUUGAAAGAAAGAUAAAGUAGUAGUGACUAUGUGUCUGUUUGAAAGAACAGAUUUGAAUAUUACAAAAUGGACACACUGGUAGGUGAUUUCACCAUCUGAUAGUUGAAACAUAAAAGAUUUGAUUGUUACAUAAGACAUUGGACUUACGGAAGAAGGAUAAAGUACUAGUCACUAUGUUAAAUUCACCAAGCGGCUUCAGGGUUUGACAGAUCCGCUAGUCCUCAAUCCCAGCUGUUGUUGGUCGAGGCUAGUACAAAAUAACAGCUUUAUUACUAUAAUAUAUAGGGCACUAGCCAAAGCUUCUGUGAGGGCCGAAUGGCUGACUGGGACAAACAGAUCACUAGUGACUACAGGUCUAGGACAAACAAAUCACUUGUGACUACAGGUAUAGGACAAACAAAUCACCAGUGACUACAGGUCUAGGACAAACAAAUCACUUGUGACUACAGGUAUAGGACAAACAAAUCACCAGUGACUGCAGGUAUAGGACAAACAAAUCACCAGUGACUGCAGGUCUAGGAUUGACAAAUCACCAGUGACUACAUGUCUAGGAUCGACAAAUCACUAGUGACUACAGGUCUAGGAUUGACAAAUCACUAGUGACUACAGGUUUAGGACAAACAAAUCAAUAGUGACUACAGGUCUCUGUGUUUAGAAACAUCAGGAUGUCAGUCUGGUAUUCUACUGGUAAUCAUUCCUGGUGAGAAACAUGAAGACGUUCCCGACCUUGCAGUUGUCCAAGGCAGUUGGCCAUGCAAUACAGAUUGCAAUAAACCAUUCAGUUCUGCACA
Gigantopelta aegis is the source of this 2203-nucleotide messenger RNA. Its product is annotated as vacuolar protein sorting-associated protein 72 homolog. NCBI's taxonomy places the organism in Eukaryota, Metazoa, Mollusca, Gastropoda, Neomphalida, Peltospiridae. Gene Ontology annotation, biological process: chromatin remodeling; regulation of DNA-templated transcription. Gene Ontology annotation, cellular component: nucleus. The transcript has 7 exons. Gene Ontology annotation, molecular function: ATP-dependent H2AZ histone chaperone activity. The coding region runs from base 149 to 1177 and encodes 342 amino acids. The record is from RefSeq and is a predicted model, not a curated record.